GACCACGGGAAAAUGGCUGAAUGAAAAGGCUGUCUAGUGACGUCACAUAAAUACAGUCUGGAAGAUUCUGACGUCACCUCUCACUUUGAAGAAGAAAGGCGCGAAAGCAGGACAUCGAAAUCUCUCCGCAUUUCAUUCACUAUUUCACACGCUCUUUACCAUGUCUGAAGAAGUUGCUGCCACCUCCACAACCCAGGAUAGUUCUCCCACUCCAGAGGUCGAUGUUGUUGCAGAUGCCCAGAAUCAACUAGCUGCUGGAAAGCGUAAUUUGGUUUGUGGCGACUUCCCAGCAGCUGUAUCAUGUCUUCAAGAAGCAGCCAAGUUGAUGAGUGAGAAGUAUGGCGAGACGGCUGAUGAAUGUGGGGAGCCAUACUUUUAUUAUGGAAAAGCUCUUCUUGAAUUAGCCAGGAUGGAGAAUGGAGUACUCGGGAAUGCUUUAGAUGGAGUCGAACCAGUUACUGCAAAAGAGGAGAAAGAGACUGAAGCUUCUACAAGCUCAGAAGACAAACAAGUAGAGAACCCCGAUACAUGUGUAGGUGAGGAAAGAGAAAAGAUUUCUGAUGAUGUAAUCGAUGCAAUGACGGAAGAAAGGCAGACAGAGAAAAAAUCAGGUGAGAAUAAGGAUGCUGAAGUAAAGCCAGCUGAAGAAAGCAAGGAUGAAGAAAUGAAAGAUGAGAGUGCUGAAAAGAAAGAAGAAACUACUGAACAGAAAAAAGAAACUGUGGAAAAGAAAGAAGAAACUGAGGAUAAGGAAAAAACAACAGAAAAGAAAGAAGAAACUACAGAAAAGAAAGAAGAAACUACAGAAAAGAAAGAAGAAACUGAGGAAAAGGAAAAAACAACAGAAAAGAAAGAAGAAACUACAGAAAAGAAAGAAGAAACUGUAGAAAAGAAGGAAGAAAUUGUUGAAAAGAAGGAAGAAACUGUAGAAAAGAAGGAAGAAACUGUAGAAAAGAAAGAAGAAACUGUAGAAAAGAAGGAAGAAACAUCUGUCGAAAUGAAAGAUGAGGAAAGUAAAGCUGAAGUUGAUGACAAGACAGACGAAACAAAGGAAGGUGAUGAUGAAGAAAAGAUGGAGACUGAGGGUGAAGGUGAGACUGAAGAGAAAGAUGAUGCUGAGGAAGAUGAAGAUGCAGGUGAUGCAGAAGAAGAUGAGGCCGAGGAGAAGAAGGAAGAUGAAGAAGACGUUACUAACCUACAGCUAGCUUGGGAAAUGUUGGAACUCGCCAAAGUCAUAUUUAAAAAACAGGCCACCAAGGACAUGCAACUAAAGGCUGCCCAGGCUCAUCUAAAGCUAGGAGAGGUUGGACUGGAAACAGAACAAUAUGAACAAAGUAUUGGAGAUUUUGAAGAAUGCUUAACAAUCCAGAAGGUGCACUUAGAGCCCUGUGACAGACUCCUAGCUGAGACCCACUACCAACUAGGCCUAGCCUACUCCUUUAACAAACAAUAUGAACAGUCCCUACAGUCAUACAAGAACGCCUCCUCAGUCAUACAAGAUAAAGUCACUCAACUCAACAAAAUAAUAGCAGAUACAGAAAAUAAAGAAGAUGAGGUGGUUAAAAAUGCCAAACAAGAAGUUGAAGAUCUGAGUGAGUUGAUCCCUGAGAUGCAGGCUAAGAUUGAAGACACUGAGGAAGAACUGAAGAAUCAGGAGAAGCUCAAAGAGAUGGUGAAGGCUGGAGCUGACUCUGCUUCUUCCAGUGGAUUCUCAGAGUCCAAGACAGCUGAACCUGCAGUCACUAUUGGCAUCAGGAAGAAGAGGAAACCUGAGGAAGAGGCUGAGCCUGAAGCUAAAAAGGCCAAGUCUGAUGAUGAAUCUAAGAUUGACUCUACUAAUGGAGAUCAUCCUAUGGAAGAUGCCAAUGGUGAUACCAAUGGUGAUGCUAAUGGUGAUACUAAUGGAAAAGCCAAUGGUGAUGCUAAUGGAAAAGCCAAUGGUGAUGCUAAUGGAAAAACCAAUGGAACUCCAAAUGAAAGUGGCGAUGCUCAGAUCAAAGUGAAGACUGUUGAGGAUGUUUUGAAGGCCAAAGAGGCUGCAGAUGCUUCUACAGCAUAAUGGAUAACAAUGGUAACUGUUUAGUGAAUAGUGAAAAGUGGACGAUACAGUGAAUGUGUGUGUGCGGCAUAGUGUCAGAACAAUUUGACAUCAGGGAGAACACUAUGGCGUAAUACUGUGACUGUGGUGUAACUUAGUUGACUAUGGAGUUCUACAGUGUAAAUAGGAUAGCUUUGGGCCCAACUGGAGUUUACGCAAUCUCAUUAGAACUCCAGCAAAAUUGGAAUAGAAGACCAACAUUG
This is a messenger RNA of Owenia fusiformis, 2301 nucleotides long. NCBI's taxonomy places the organism in Eukaryota, Metazoa, Annelida, Polychaeta, Sabellida, Oweniidae. The record is from the annotation of a GenBank genome assembly.